CCUGUGCGCCUGCGCGGGGGGCCCGCUGGGCCGCUGGCGAAUCGCGGUACGAGCAGGGUGCAUGCGUACCGCGUCCCGAGGCGCGCGGAGGGAAAAAUCCGCGAGAGUGCGGUGGCGGAAGAUGGCGGUGCGGAGUCAGAAUUUGUUAUCUUUGUGACUAGCCGAGUCGACUCAGUGUUCGGGUCAUGGCGGCCAACUCUACCAAGUCUUUCCUGGCGGACGCCGGCUAUGGCGAACAAGAGCUGGAUGCCAACUCUGCUCUGAUGGAACUGGACAAAGGUCUGAGGUCUGGUAAACUUGGGGAACAGUGUGAAGCAGUCGUUCGCUUUCCUAGGCUUUUCCAGAAGUAUCCGUUCCCUAUUCUCAUCAAUUCAGCAUUCCUAAAGUUAGCUGAUGUUUUCAGAGUUGGAAACAAUUUCCUGAGGCUGUGUGUUCUCAAAGUGACCCAACAAAGUGAAAAGCAUUUGGAGAAGAUUCUAAAUGUGGAUGAAUUUGUGAAGAGGAUUUUCUCUGUGAUUCAUAGUAAUGAUCCCGUGGCAAGAGCUAUCACUCUCCGGAUGUUGGGAAGUCUGGCGUCCAUAAUCCCUGAGAGGAAGAAUGCUCAUCACAGUAUUCGGCAGAGUUUGGAUUCCCAUGACAACGUAGAAGUUGAAGCUGCCGUUUUCGCUGCUGCAAACUUCUCUGCACAGUCAAAGGAUUUUGCUGUAGGAAUCUGCAACAAAAUCAGUGAAAUGAUUCAAGGUUUAGCUACACCAGUGGACCUAAAGCUGAAGCUGAUCCCCAUCCUGCAGCACAUGCACCAUGAUGCUCUCUUGGCCUCCAGUGCACGGCAGCUUCUGCAGCAGCUGGUCACGUCCUACCCCUCCACCAAGGUGGUCAUCGUGUCUCUGCACACCUUCACCCUGCUGGCAGCCUCAUCUUUGGUUGGCACUCCUCAGCAGAUUCAGCUUCUGUUGCAGUAUUUGAAGAGCGAUCCCAGGAGAGCAGUGAAGAGACUUGCUAUUCAAGAUUUGAAGUUGCUUGCUAAUAAAACGCCACAUACUUGGAGUAAGGAGAAUAUUCAGGAUCUCUGUGAGUGUGCCCUCCAGACUCCCUAUGACAGCUUAAAAUUAGGGAUGGUGUCUGUCCUUUCUACGCUUUCCGGGACCAUCGCCAUCAAACACUACUUCAGUGUUGCUCCAGGAAAUGUAGGUUCUUCCCCCCGAUCCUCUGAUCUAGUCAAGUUAGCCCAAGAAUGCUGUUACCACAGUAACAGGGGCGUCGCAGCCCAUGGAGUGAGAGUGCUAACCAACAUGACUGUGUCUUGUCAAGAAAAAGACCUUUUGGCAUUGGAGCAAGAUGCGGUCUUUGGCCUGGAAUCCCUCCUGGUGCUAUGUAGUCAAGAUGGUAGUCCAGGUGCUCAGGCCACUUUAAAGAUUGCCCUCAGUUGUAUGGUGAAGCUGGCCAAGGGCCGGCCCCAUCUGAGCAGGUCGGUGGUCGACACCCUGCUGACCCAGCUGCACAGUGCUCAGGAUGCUGCCCGGAUCCUCAUGUGCCAUUGCCUGGCCGCCACUGCCAUGCAGCUGCCAGUGCUGGGCGACGGAAUGCUUGGUGACCUCAUGGAGCUCUACAAGGUGAUUGGAAGAUCUGCCACGGACAAGCAACAGGAACUCCUGGUGAGUCUGGCUACUGUGAUUUUUGUGGCCAGCCAGAAAGCAUUGUCCGCUGAUGUCAAGGCAGGAAUCAGGCAGCAGCUGGAAAAUGUCUCCAAUGGCUGGACCGUGUACCGGAUUGCCAGGCAGGCUUCCAGAAUGGGUAAUCAUGACAUGGCCAGAGAGCUUUAUCAGAGUUUGCUGACCCAAGUUGCCUCAGAACACUUCUACUUCUGGCUGAAUAGUUUGAAGGAGUUCUCACAUGCAGAACAGUGUCUGACUGGGUUACAGGAGGAGAAUUACAGCUCAGCACUUUCUUGCAUUGCUGAGUCUUUAAAAUUCUACCACAAAGGGAUUGCUUCCUUGACAGCUGCCAGCACACCACUGAAUCCUUUAAGUUUUCAAUGUGAAUUUGUGAAACUCAGGAUUGAUCUUCUCCAGGCCUUCUCCCAGCUCAUCUGUACUUGCAACAGCCUGAAAACAAGCCCCCCUCCCGCCAUAGCCACCACAAUUGCCAUGGCCUUAGGCAGUGACCUUCAGAGGUGCGGCAGAAUCUCUAGUCAGAUGAAGCAGGCCAUGGAAGAGUUCCGAAGCCUUGCUUCCCGGUACCGGGAUCUUUAUCAGGCGUCCUUUGAUGCUGACUCCACGACUUUGAGGAACGUAGAACUACAGCAGCAGAGCUGCCUACUCAUCUCCCAUGCCAUUGAAGCCCUGAUUUUGGAUCCAGAAUCAGCAAGUUUCCAGGAAUAUGGACCCACUGGAGCAGCCCAGGCUGAUAGUGAGUUUGAGAGAAGAAUGCUGUCGGUGUACAGUCACGUCUUACAGGAGGUGGAAUCCCUCAGCCGGAAAUACGCCCCUGUUUCCUACAUGCACACAGCUUGCCUCUGCAAUGCCGUCAUCGCCUUGCUGAAAGUUCCUCUUUCAUUUCAGAGAUAUUUUUUCCAGAAACUGCAGUCUACCAGCAUCAAGCUUGCUCUGUCGCCAUCUCCCCGGAACCCCACGGAGCCAAUUGCUGUACAGAAUAACCAGCAGCUGGCCCUGAAAGUGGAGGGCGUGGUUCAGCACGGCUCAAAGCCAGGGCUCUUUCGCAGAAUUCAGUCUGUGUGCCUGAACGUUUCUUCCACACUGCAGAGUAAAUCUGGACAAGACUACAAGAUACCCAUUGACAACAUGACCAAUGAAAUGGAGCAGAGGGUUGAGCCUCAUAACGAUUACUUCAGCACCCAGUUUCUGUUGAACUUUGCUAUCCUUGGAACACACAACAUUACAGUGGAGUCCUCAGUGAGAGACACCAAUGGCAUUGUGUGGAAGACUGGCCCCAGAACUAACAUAUUUGUUAAAUCCCUGGAGGACCCCUAUUCCCAGCAAAUUCGCCUCCAACAGCAGCAAGCCCAGCAGCCUUUGCAGCAGCAGCAGCAGCAACAGCAGCAGCAGCAGCAGCGCAAUGCCUACACUCGGUUUUAACCGUACCAUGAGCACAAGCACGCUGUUCACCCAUUAAACUAGCAAGGGAGUCUAGUUUUGUUAUGCAUCAUUGCAUGAGUGUUACAGUGUGACAUCCAUUACUCACAGAUUUCUAUGAGGUGACAUUCUGGAUUUUUUUUUUUCCUCCUUAAAAAUUUCGUUUAAGGGCUGGGUGUGGUGGUACACGCCUUUAAUCCCAGCACUCGGGAGGGCAGAGGGCAGAGGGCAGA
Messenger RNA from Nannospalax galili (Upper Galilee mountains blind mole rat), 3325 nucleotides. RefSeq names its product integrator complex subunit 7 (gene Ints7). Gene Ontology annotation, biological process: snRNA 3'-end processing. The coding region runs from base 186 to 3095 and encodes 969 amino acids. The record is from RefSeq and is a predicted model, not a curated record. The transcript is spliced from 20 exons. Gene Ontology annotation, cellular component: integrator complex. NCBI's taxonomy places the organism in Eukaryota, Metazoa, Chordata, Mammalia, Rodentia, Spalacidae.